Scutellospora calospora is the source of this 238-nucleotide messenger RNA. NCBI's taxonomy places the organism in Eukaryota, Fungi, Glomeromycota, Glomeromycetes, Diversisporales, Gigasporaceae. The record is from the annotation of a GenBank genome assembly.
AUGACUAAUAUUAAAGAAUUACCCAAUGAAAUUCUCAUUACUAUCUUUAAAGAAUUACGAGAUUUAAAGAAUUUAAUUAUCACAUGCAGACAAUUUUAUGAAAUCAUCAUUGAUCCUUAUUUCAAGGUUGAAUGGUAUCAUCAUAAUUCAUUCAAUAUAUCUGAAAUAACCCAAUUAGGAUUUGUAUUUUUCGAUGAAAAAGUCAUAGAAAUUCUCAAGAAUAAUGAUAAAUACAUCA